Messenger RNA from Brassica napus (rape), 2623 nucleotides. Its product is annotated as putative transcription factor BOFH. Gene Ontology annotation, molecular function: DNA binding. The record is from RefSeq and is a predicted model, not a curated record. Bases 1222 to 2469 code for a protein of 415 amino acids. Gene Ontology annotation, biological process: regulation of DNA-templated transcription. NCBI's taxonomy places the organism in Eukaryota, Viridiplantae, Streptophyta, Magnoliopsida, Brassicales, Brassicaceae. The transcript has 3 exons.
AACACACUUUUUCCGUCCACACCGCAAAAACGCAUUUUCCCGCCAAACCCAUAAAACGUAUAUUUCCGCCGAAACCAUAAAAAUGCACUUUUUCGCGAAAAACACAUAUUUCCUCCAAAACCGCAAAAAUAUUUUCGGCCAAAACCGUAAAAAUGCUAUUUUUCCGCCGAAACGUAAAAAAUUAUAUUUUAGUCAUUUUAUCAACAAGUCCACCUGGAUGCAUAUGGAAGUGAAAAAAAUGAAAAGCAAACGAACAUAGUUGCAUUCAGAUGAUUCAUCUGGAUGCAUGGACGAAAUGAAGAAACGAACAACACCCAGAUGGAACAUCUGGAUAAGAUAUCUAAAUGGACCAUCUGGAUGCAUCUUCCAGAUGUACAAACGAACAGGGCCUAACACUCGGUAUCUACUACUAUUGCAAUUCAAAAAAACUCUUUUUUUGCUCGUUUGCUAUAAAUUAACAAACCUCAUUUAAUGUUUACAAGACUUGCGUUCAGACGGUGCUGAUAUUUCUUAUUAUCAUAAAAAAAUCUUGUGUCGUUAUAAAUUUAUUAGUUCGUGAAAAAUACCAGAACUGGUUGUAAAUAAGACGUACUCUCUAUACAGUCUAUAUGGAUAAUGAAUUCAUAUAAGUUAUGUUAAUGACACCGUAAGGUAAUAUAAUUAAUGUCAUAUACACCUGCCGCAAAGAGUUUGGUACCACUCCUGCUUCUAGUUUAUAUGCAAACUAUAUCAACGUAUAUACGCAAUAUAUCCGAAUUUCAAAGAGACAACAACAGUAACAGGAAUAAAAACGUGAGAAGCGGAUGAGGAAAAAAAAAAACAAUAGGAGUUUUAAAAUAACAAACAAUUUUUUUUAAACAGUAAGAAAGUAUUUGUAGUUUUACUAAUCAUUUUAAUAUCUAACGUGAAAAUGACAAAAGGUCAUGGUCGGAGUAGAGAAAAAGAAUGUGGACGAAAGGAAAAAGUUUGACUUGUUUAGUCCCCAACUGUCAAUUUUCCAGCAAGACACAUCACACCUAUCUUCUUUAUCAUUUACUCACAUAUACAUACGCGCUUUACUACUAAAACAUUGAUAUAAAAUAAGAAUAUUUUUUAAGAACCUAGUAUUUAUUUCUAGAUUCUUUACUGUUGUAUAUAUAGAAGCUGCUCGAGUGGUCUUUUUUACAGUAAAGCAGUCUCCUCAAAAGAGUAAAGAAAGAGAAAAGGAGUAAAAGAGAGAAUAUGGAUCCUGAAGGUUUCACGAGUGGCUUAUUCCGAUGGAACCCAACUAGAGUAAUGGUUCAAGCACCAACUCCGAUUCCUCCACCGCAGCAGCAAUCGCCAGCAACACCGCAGACCGCAGCGUUUGGAAUGCGACUAGGUGGUUUGGAGGGUUUGUUCGGUCCUUACGGUGUACGUUUUUACACGGCGGCAAAGAUAGCUGAGUUAGGUUUUACGGCGAGCACACUGGUGGGCAUGAAGGACGAGGAGCUUGAGGAUAUGAUGAAUAGCCUCUCUCAUAUCUUUCGUUGGGAGCUUCUCGUCGGUGAACGGUACGGCAUCAAAGCUGCCGUUAGAGCUGAACGGAGACGAUUGCAAGAAGAGGAAGAGGAGGAAUCGUCUAGACGCCGUCAUUUGCUACUCUCCGCCGCAGGUGAUUCCGGCACUCAUCUUGCUCUUGAUGCUCUCUCCCAAGAAGAUGACUGGACAGGGUUGUCACAGGAGCCGGUUCAGCACCAAGAUCAGACUGAUGCGGCGGGGAUCAACGGCGGAGGAAGAGGAGGUUAUUGGGAAGCAGGGCAGACGACAAUAAAAAAGCAACAGCAGAGACGCAGAAAGAAAGCGAUUGUAACGUCAGUGGAAACUGAUGAUGACGGCAACGAAGGUGAGGAUGACGACGGGAUGGAUAUUGUUAACGGAAGUGGGUCAGGGAUGGAGAGACAAAGGGAGCACCCGUUUAUUGUAACGGAGCCAGGGGAAGUAGCACGUGGCAAAAAGAACGGUUUGGAUUAUCUUUUCCACUUGUACGAACAGUGCCGCGAGUUCCUUCUUCAGGUCCAGACCAUUGCUAAAGAUCGUGGCGAAAAAUGCCCUACCAAGGUGACGAACCAGGUGUUCAGGUACGCUAAGAAAUCGGGGGCAAAUUACAUAAAUAAGCCAAAAAUGCGACACUACGUUCAUUGUUACGCACUCCAUUGCCUCGACGAAGAAGCUUCAAACGCUCUCCGAAGAGCGUUUAAAGAACGCGGUGAGAACGUUGGGUCGUGGCGUCAGGCUUGUUACAAGCCACUUGUGGACAUUGCUUGUCGUCAUGGCUGGGAUAUAGACGCCGUUUUUAACGCUCAUCCUCGCCUUUCCAUUUGGUAUGUUCCCACUAAGCUGCGUCAGCUCUGCCAUUUGGAGCGGAACAAUGCGGUUGCUGCGGCUGCGACUUUGGUUGGUGGUAUUAGCUGCGAGGGAUCGCCUGCGUCUGGACGCUUUGGGGUUUAAUUAGUUCAUGAGUUGUUGUGGUUUACUUGUUCGUUAUCUUAAUUAAUUAUCUACUUUAUUAGAACAGAACUACAAAUAAGAAAUAACUCUAACACUUACAACUUAAUUACAAUACAAUGCCACUGAAGUAAUUAAUAAAAUUAUAUCUAAUUUU